Salmo salar (Atlantic salmon) is the source of this 1090-nucleotide messenger RNA. Its product is annotated as large ribosomal subunit protein uL18. The record is from RefSeq and is a predicted model, not a curated record. Gene Ontology annotation, biological process: ribosomal large subunit assembly; translation. Gene Ontology annotation, cellular component: cytosolic large ribosomal subunit; ribosome. Gene Ontology annotation, molecular function: 5S rRNA binding; structural constituent of ribosome. Lineage: Eukaryota; Metazoa; Chordata; Actinopteri; Salmoniformes; Salmonidae.
AUCCACUAGGUGGUGUGAAUGACCGUUUCUAUUCACAGAAACACAUAUCCUGUCUGCAACGUCAGCGCAUUUUACCAGCCCUCUGGUAAAGGCUGCCAACUGAGAAGUUGGAAAAACUGCAAAAAUGGGCUUCGUGAAAGUAGUGAAAAGUAAGGCGUACUUCAAGAGAUACCAGGUGAAAUUCAGGAGAAGGCGAGAGGGGAAGACUGACUACUUUGCCCGUAAGCGCCUGGUCAUCCAAGACAAGAACAAGUACAACACACCCAAAUACAGGAUGAUCGUGAGGUUCUCCAACAGAGAUAUCUGUUGCCAGAUUGCCUACGCCAAGAUCGAGGGAGACCAGAUUGUUGCUGCUGCCUACUCCCAUGAGCUGCCCAAGUAUGGCAUCACCGUGGGACUGACAAAUUAUGCUGCAGCCUACUGCACGGGCCUUCUGCUGGCCCGCAGGCUGCUGAACAAGUUCGGCCUGGACCAGGUGUACGAGGGCCAGGUGGAGGUGACGGGAGAUGAGUUCAACGUGGAGAGUAUAGACGGCCAGCCGGGGGCCUUCACAUGUUUCCUAGACGCCGGGCUCGCCAGGACGUCCACAGGAAACAAGGUGUUCGGAGCACUAAAGGGCGCCGUCGACGGUGGCCUCUCAAUUCCUCACAGCACAAAACGAUUCCCUGGCUACGACAUGGAGAGCAAAGAGUUCAACGCAGAGAUGCAUCGCAAACACAUCAUGGGCAUGAACGUGUCGGACUACAUGAGCUACCUGAUGGAGGAGGAUGAAGACGCCUACAAGAAACAGUUCUCACGCUUCAUAAAGAACGGAGUCACGCCAGACACAGUGGAGGAGAUGUACAAGAAAGCACACACCGCCAUCAGAGAGAACCCAGUCCACGAAAAGAAACCCCAAAAAGACGUCAAAAAGAAGAGGUGGAACCGCGCUAAACUUUCGCUGGCACAGAGAAAGGACCGUGUCGCUCAGAAAAAGGCCAGCUUUCUACGAGCACAGGAAGCCGAGGCAGCGGACGGUUAGAGGGACGGGCACCACUGCCCGUUCCAAAGACACCACUGCACAUUGGCUUAAUAAAUUUAUUGCAAAAGA